UAGAUUUCAGCAGUCCAAGAUGGCGGAGGUGAGCGGGUUGAGGAGCAGAAAUCACUUCGAUCCCAGCGGCAAAAGCCGAGUCGUUGACGAAGGCUUGACUGGCGUGGAAGAUGUCCCCAUUUUUCGGCAUAAGCAGAAGCCUCCUUUAGCCAAGCCCGAAGACCUGGAUGAUGAAUUUCUUCCCAGGACCAUGGCCUCAAACUCAGGCAAAAAUGCCACCCUCACCCCCACACCAGAUGAAGGGAUUCACGAAGAUGAGGCUGUUAUAGAGGAGGAAAAGGCCAGGCCCGUCCAGAUUGUCCUGGCCAAUGAGGAUGAGCACAGCUUCGAGCUGGACGCUGCAGCGCUGGAAAAGAUCCUGCUGCAAGAUCAUGUGAAGGACCUGAAUGUGGUGGUCGUGUCUGUGGCUGGGGCCUUCCGCAAGGGCAAGUCCUUCCUGCUGGACUUCAUGCUGCGAUACAUGCGCAAUCAGCAGAAUGAGCCGUGGAUAGGGGGUGAUGAUGAGCCCCUGACAGGGUUCACCUGGAGAGGAGGCUGUGAGAGAGAGACCACGGGAAUUCAGAUCUGGAGCGAAGUGUUUGUGGUCGACAAGCCAGAUGGAAGCAAGGUAGCUGUACUCCUCGUGGACACUCAGGGAGCAUUUGACAGCCAGUCCACCAUAAAGGACUGUGCUACUGUGUUCGCCCUCAGCACAAUGACCAGCUCUGUACAGGUGUACAAUCUCUCCCAGAACAUACAGGAGGAUGACCUGCAGCACCUGCAGCUCUUCACAGAAUAUGGUCGACUGGCAAUGGAAGAGAUCUACCUGAAACCUUUCCAGUCCCUGAUGUUUCUGAUUCGUGACUGGAGUUAUCCGUAUGAACAUGACUAUGGCCUGGAAGGAGGCAACACUUUCCUGGAGAAAAGACUACAGGUAAAACAGAACCAACAUGAAGAGCUGCAAAAUGUAAGGAAGCACAUCCACUCCUGCUUCUCCAACAUCGGCUGCUUUCUGCUGCCGCAUCCGGGCCUCAAGGUGGCCACCAACCCGUACUUUGACGGCAGGCUGAGAGACAUCGACGGUGACUUUAAGAGGGAGCUCGCCGAGCUCGUGCCUCUCCUCCUGGCCCCAGAGCAGCUUGUAGAGAAGGAGAUCGGAGGCAACAAAGUCACCUGCAGAGAUCUUCUGGAGUACUUCAAGGCUUACAUAAAGAUCUACCAAGGCGAGGAGCUGCCUCACCCUAAGUCCAUGCUGCAGGCAACAGCAGAAGCCAACAACUUGACAGCUGUGGCAGGAGCCAAAGACAUGUACAGCAAGAACAUGGAGCAAGUCUGCGGUGGGGACAAGCCAUACAUCGCCCCGGCUGACCUGGAGCGUUGCCACGAGGAGUUUCGCAACCACUCGGUGCGUUACUUCCGCUCUGUGAAGAAAAUGGGCGGCGAUGAGUUCUGCCAACGCUACCAGAACCAGCUGGAGUCCGAGCUGGAUGAGGCCUACACCAACUUCUCCAAACACAACGACGGCAAAAACAUCUUCUAUGCAGCACGCACACCCGCCACGCUAUUCGCGGUCAUGUUUGUCACCUACGUGGUGUCUGGGGUGACGGGCUUCAUCGGUCUGAGCACCUUAGCGGUGCUGGCUAACCUGGUCAUGGGCGUGGCACUGCUGACGCUCUGCGCCUGGGCUUAUGUGAAGUAUUCUGGAGAGUUCCGGGAGGUGGGAACGAUGAUAGAUCUGGUGGCCGAGACACUCUGGGAACAGGUUUUGAAGCCGCUAAGCGAACAUUACAUGGAAGACAACGUCAGGCAGACAGUGGUUAACUCUCUCAAAGCCAGCUUGACAGAACAGGGCUCGCAGCACACCAAGUUAAAGACUCACUGACGCUCUUCCUCAUCCUCCUCCUCAUCUCCCCGACUGUGUUCAUUAUCCCCUGCCCCCGCCCACUCGCUCAGUGUGUUUAGUCCUAGAACUGUGGAACUAGUUCAACACCAAAGCUGACCCCCUCCCGGCUGCACACACACACACACACACAAAUGCCCAUCGUGACAUCACUGACCUUUUUUACAUGAGCAGCAUGGACCUGCAGGCUCGCUGUCUGUCCUGCUCUUCAUCGCCCCCCAGUGCCUCAGAGCAGGAACUGCAUGUUCAUGAGAGGACUGAGCAGAAAAGCCAGCAGCGUCGCCUCUCGCCAAAACAGGACCUGAAGGAAGAUCGUCACCUCCUGUGUGCCACGCUGUUAUAGAUGUUGCACGCUGUAGGCUGACACAGACACACACGUUUGCUGGUAGCGGACUUCACUCGCUUCAGGAUUGAGCUGUAAUUCAGGGAAAACUGACACCGCUGUGGGCAGCUGUUAUCAACAAUGGAUGCAAACUGAAAACACUUUUCUGUGCAUUUAAUCAUUUUGUCUUACAGCCGGAUGGUUCAGAGCUCAGCUUACUUUCUCCUCAGCCUGUGAAAUAACGUUUCCUACAAGCACAAGUGACUAAUCGACUAAUCGAAGAUUCAAAAUGAGGUGUUUUUUUUUCUUUUUUUGUUAUUUCAGUAAAAUCAGGCAAACCGAUUUUAUUGGUUCUACUGAAGUAAAAGUAAAUUAACUUCUUUUUGUCAUGGACAAGCUGGAGAGGCCUGUCCUGGCCUGUCCUGGUAAAUUCAUCCGUCUCCUUGUACAAAACUGAAAUGAACAGAUCGGUGGGGGAAAUCAAGUAAAACUUCUGUUUUUUUCUUCUGAAAAGAAGAAAAAAACGUUUGUUCGGCUGGUUGUUCACUUGCCUGCUGCCUUCAUCCAGUUUUUCCCCACCCUAAAUUUGGAAGGUGUGUGAACCAGGUAGCACUUGUAUAAUCAAACUGGGCUCAGGCUGCUUCUAGGCAAAACCUCUGCACAUACCUGUCUGUCCCUUUAAUGCUUUGUGAUUGUAAUACUGAAGAGGAGUGUAGAAGCCUCAGGUCUCUCAGCUGAAUCUUUUGUUUUUAUUUUAGAACUGACGCGUUAUAUCAGGCCUUUAGUGUCUCAUAGCAGACCUGCAAGUGGUGUUAAGAGCUAUUGCGUUGUAGCCUUAAGUUAGCUAAGAGCUUUUAGAGCCCAGCUAUGGUCAGGGAGGGUUUUUCAUUUUGAACCAUUUCCACCGCCUUUCAUUACAUCUGCACUCGCUCUGGCUGUUCUCAUAUUUUGUAGGACCUGCCGGCUGUAAUAUUGAUUCUUGCUCUUGGGGAGUUAAGAGGUGUAGAUCUGAUGUAGAUCAAAUGCCUCUGAAGGAAUAGUCUGACACUUUGGAAAGUAGAAGGUUUAUUUGCUUUCUAGGUGAGAACUAAAUGAGCCACUCUCAUCUGAUGGAUAAAUACGAAGCGACAGCCAACAGCCAGUUAGGCUUUUUUAAUUUUUUUUUUUUCUUGUUCUGUUUUAUCCAAACAAGACAAACAUGUUGAUUAGUGAGCUUUAAAGGUGCUGGUAGGUGAAUUAUUUUGCAUUUGACAGUCAGGCUAGGCUGAGCUAACCAGCUGAUGGUUGCAGCUUUGUAUUUAACUGACAGAUGUUCUGGCAGUUAAUUAGCCAAAAGUGAAUAAGCGUAUUUCCCGAAAAUCUGAAUUAUUCCUUUAACUGACAACAUAUUAUUUUAUCCACAUUUUUUUCUUUCUCUAAAAUUAAAUCUGAAUCUGUGGACUUUUAUCCUUCUCUCCUUUGUGAAACAUUAUAUAGUCAAUUCUCCAUUCCCAAAAGCAGCUCGAUAAAAUGUGGUUUCUCCACAACAGGAACUUGACUUAAAUGAAGAAAUUUGCCCCUUAAUACUUUGCUGUCGUUCACACACUAACAGCUGCAUCACAUCUGUCUGAGCUCUUUUGCAUCGAUUCCAUCCACAGUAUUUUUCACCUUAAGCGCCAGUCUCGUAUGAUACAGUGUCUCUUUUUCUGUGUUCACAUAUGACAGAUCGGGCAUGUAUGUUGGAUUAAAUAUUUAAAUAAACUUUGUAUACAUUUUAUAGUGAAUCAGUUGACAGUGGCUCUGUUCUUUUUUUUUUUUCCUUCUUGAUCAACUUAAGUCUGGUUUGUUAGAGAAUGAUAAGUUGCUGCUGUAGGGUUUACAUUAGUUUUGUCAUUUUUGUGAGGAGGGACGUUAAUAGAAACACGUGUGAGUAUUUGGAUUCUGAUAAACUGAUUGUGACGAGUGGGGUUGGAGACGAUGUCUGUCUGCCUUUUAAAGAUAUCUCUGGUAAUUUAUUUUUGAAUAAAAUGUUUACCUUAAGAAUAAAUCAUCAAUACAA
Messenger RNA from Toxotes jaculatrix (banded archerfish), 4239 nucleotides. It is a transcript of the gene atl2, whose product is annotated as atlastin GTPase 2. The record is from RefSeq and is a predicted model, not a curated record. The transcript is spliced from 14 exons. Gene Ontology annotation, biological process: protein homooligomerization; endoplasmic reticulum organization. Lineage: Eukaryota; Metazoa; Chordata; Actinopteri; Toxotidae. Gene Ontology annotation, molecular function: GTPase activity; GTP binding. The coding region runs from base 20 to 1861 and encodes 613 amino acids.